Daldinia loculata is the source of this 1443-nucleotide messenger RNA. RefSeq lists its product as uncharacterized. NCBI's taxonomy places the organism in Eukaryota, Fungi, Ascomycota, Sordariomycetes, Xylariales, Hypoxylaceae. The transcript is spliced from 4 exons. Bases 417 to 968 code for a protein of 183 amino acids. The record is from RefSeq and is a predicted model, not a curated record.
CUGAUAAUGAUGCGUACUGUGACUUGCACUUCGAAAGGGGAGGGAGUAUCAGCGCAAAUAUUCCUCCUAUGGAACUACUCUGUAUCGUGAGCGCUUCGAAUGCUUUUCUGCUUGAUCCGUAAUAAGUCGAUUAAUCCUACAAAAGCCAAGUGAAGUUCGCUGCUUGAGAUAUUCAACAUGACGCUUCUUCUUCAUCAACCAAGUUCAAAGCAGUCUCUACACUCUUACAGCCUUAUCUAUUUCCCAUUUUCGCCCAAGAGCCGAGAUUCUCCCUUUCCAUUACGGUGCUUCUAUCAAGUCCCCAGAACGAUAUCAUCUAACCUCCCGCGUAUCGUAAUUCGUCAUUGUGUUUUUAAGUUGAGCAUCCGAUCGCAAGAGCAGCAUCUUACAGAGGUCACUUACUAAAAGGGGCAUAAAUGGAUGGACUCAACGACUACCGAACGGCACGGGUUGCCGAACUCCUCGAAGAGUUUCGAACUCUCCAAUAUUACAUCGCCAACGUUCCAGUAGACCCCCCUUACGCAAACGAUUAUCAUACCGAAGGUUGGGCUGCUCUACGCCAGUGCGCUCUAGACGGUCAACACAUCCUCAACUGUGCGGCGGACGUAACAGUGCCCCGAGCCAGAGGCGGCGAGUUAGAGCAAAGAAAGGCAGAGUUGAAGCAAAUCCUCUUAGACGCCUACUCCCGCAGACACGAAGCCCAGAAGAUCUACCUCCGCCAGGCAGCGGCACAGAGAUGGAUUGACUACAGGGAAGGAGUCCUCCAGGGUCAGCGGCCGAACUCUGCAAAUCGACAACAGCUAAGAGCCUGUGACGAACUGCUACGACAAGAACUCUCACAGGUCACAGACGAAGUCGUUUAUCAACAGCUUCAGAGUGGCGACGUAAGCAUGGGUCAUUGGACGGGCGAAGACCCAAGCCUAUCGGCGGUUCGGCGAUGGGUGCGGGCACGCCCACAUACGACUUAGCCACCGCGCCGAGGUAAAGUAUGCGAGCACACGGCGUAUCGUACUACUUGAAGGCUAGCGGCUCGCUGUUAGCUUCGACUCUGAUGCGGGACUACGAUACAGGGUGUACGAUGGGAUCAUUUCUUAGAGUAUAAAAGUUUUUUUUUCCCCGUGAAUAUCAAGGCCAAGAGGAGGACUCAAGUAGGCGACAUCGGAACAUUCAAGGCGUUAACAUGGGUAUCAAGGGAAAUACAGUCGUUACGAUAAACAUACAGGGUCAUAGGCUUGUGGAUUGCUUCUAUAAAAAAAAGAAAAAACUGUUGAUAGGAGCCCUCCGAAAAGGGGGGUCCAACGAGGUCGAAUGGGGACUGCCAGGCGCAGCAUCGGCAAAUGUAGAUAACCUGUCUGAUACUGGGCAUGGUAUAUAGAGUUGACUUAGACUAACAAAAGUGCUACCGAGGCACAAGAAUAGCAAUCGUUUCAAUAUAUUCCAUCU